Molecule: messenger RNA, 7237 nt
Organism: Dicentrarchus labrax (European seabass)
Lineage: Eukaryota; Metazoa; Chordata; Actinopteri; Moronidae
Gene: rfx3
Product: regulatory factor X, 3 (influences HLA class II expression)
Exons: 17
Coding region: 146-2425 (759 amino acids)
Biological process (GO): regulation of transcription by RNA polymerase II
Cellular component (GO): nucleus
Molecular function (GO): DNA-binding transcription factor activity, RNA polymerase II-specific; RNA polymerase II cis-regulatory region sequence-specific DNA binding
Source: RefSeq, a predicted model, not a curated record
UUUUAUAGCAACUGUUGCCCAGUGAGGCAGCGCCAUAGUCACCGUAGUCCUGGCGACUGUAACCCACCAACAACAACCUCUCGCUCCAUCAUUACCACCUCCUCCACCAUCCUCAUCUCAUCAACCAGUCCACCGCUCAGGCGCCAUGCAGACCCCUGAAGCAGGCGCUGACUCCACCUCCACUGUCCCUCUUCAGACCACUGUGCCUGUCCAGCCUACUGGCUCCACCCAGCAGGUGCCUGUCCAGCAACAGGCCCAGACUGUUCAACAGGUUCAGCAUGUUUACCCAGCACAGGUGCAGUAUGUGGAGGAAAACAGUGGCGUCUACACCAAUGGCAACAUAAGAACCUACUCGUACUCAGAACCGCAGCUGUAUAGCCAGAACAGUGGAGGGAGCUACUUUGACACACAGGGCAGCUCAUCGCAAGUGUCCACUGUGGUCACAUCUCAUGGCAUGACCAACAACGGAGGAGGGGGCAGUGGAGGAAUGAACAUGAAUCUGGCAGGGGGUCAGGUAAUCAGCAGCAGUCCAGGGGCUUACAUCAUGGACAACGCUGGACCCCACCCUGUCACCCAGACUGCACGAGCUUCCCCAGCUACUAUUGAAAUGGCGAUUGAGACGCUCCAAAAAUCUGAGGGUUUAUCCAGUCAGAGAAGCUCGCUGCUCAACAGCCAUCUCCAGUGGCUGUUGGACAAUUACGAGACAGCAGAGGGCGUAAGUCUACCACGAUCCACCCUCUACAAUCAUUAUCUGCGCCACUGCCAGGAGCAGAAACUGGACCCUGUAAAUGCUGCCUCUUUUGGCAAACUCAUCCGCUCCAUCUUCAUGGGACUCCGUACAAGGCGCCUUGGGACAAGAGGGAACUCCAAAUAUCAUUACUAUGGUAUACGAGUAAAACCAGACUCUCCACUCAAUAGACUCCAAGAGGACAUGCAGUAUAUGGCCCUCAGACAGCAACCUGUUCAGCAGAAACAGAGGUUCAAGCCGGUGCAGAAGUUUGAUGCUUGCUCUGGGGAGAAUUACACAGGUGGAGGCCAGCCCCAUCCUGGUGCAGCAGAGCAGACAGUCAUUGCACAGAGCCAACACCACCAGCAGUUCCUAGAUGCAUCGCGGGCACUCCCUGACUUUGUAGAGCUGGACCUGGGACAGAGCAAUACAGAGAACAUCAGCCCAGAGGAUGUGAAAGCUCUCCAGUCCCUUUACAGAGAGCACUGUGAGGCUAUUCUGGAUGUGGUUGUCAACCUCCAGUUCAGUCUUAUUGAGAAGCUGUGGCAGACAUUCUGGCGUUAUUCUCCCCCUGACUCUGUAGAGGGUGCCACUGUAACAGAAAACAGCAGCAUAAGUGAGAUUGAAGCGCGGCUCCCCCGUUCACAGCUAUUGGUGCUGUGCAGAAACGAGGCUGUACUCAAAUGGAUGAGCACCUGUGACCAUCUAAUGUACCAGGCCCUUGUGGAGAUCCUCAUUCCUGAUGUCCUGAGACCCAUUCCCAGUGCCUUGACUCAAGCCAUUCGCAACUUUGCCAAAAGCCUGGAAGGUUGGCUCAAUAAUGCCAUGAAUGCCAUUUCACAGAGAAUGAUCCAGACCAAGAUUGCCGCUGUUAGUGCCUUUGCGCAAACACUGCGCAGAUACACAUCUCUGAACCACCUGGCUCAAGCGGCGCGUGCUGUGUUGCAAAACACGUCACAAAUCAACCAGAUGCUGAGUGAUCUCAACCGUGUUGACUUUGCCAACGUACAGGAGCAGGCAUCGUGGGUGUGCCAGUGUGAGGAGGGAGUGGUUCAGCACUUGGAGCAGGACUUCAAGGCCACACUACAGCAGCAAAGUUCUCUGGAGCAAUGGGCAGCCUGGCUGGAGAAUGUGGUCACUCAGGUGCUCAAGCCUUACGAGCACCGGCCCAGCUUUCCCAGAGCAGCUCGACAGUUCCUGCUCAAGUGGUCCUUCUACAGUUCUAUGGUGAUCAGGGACCUGACCCUGCGCAGUGCUGCCAGCUUUGGUUCCUUCCACCUGAUCCGUCUGCUGUAUGAUGAGUACAUGUUUUACCUAGUGGAGCAUCGUGUGGCCCAAGCUACUGGAGAGACACCUAUUGGUGUAAUGGGCGAGUUCGACAGCCUCAACACCCUGUCCCUCACUAACAUUGAUAAAGAUGAAACGAGUGGGAUGGACAGCGACUUAGAAGAGGACACGGAGGAGUCCGGGGAACCUCUUGCCAAGCGAGAGAAGUCGGAGCAUGAGGUGAUCCAGGUGAUCCAGGUUGGGGCGCUAGAGGACGGGUCCCACCCUGUGGUGGGUGUCGUCCAGCCAGGUGUCCUCCACUCGCUCCCCCAGCCCCCGCAGGACCACACUGAGCACAUCCUAACCCCCUCUGCUGGUACUCCCACCAUCCGCCACUGCAGCGCCACAGGCAACACCUACGCCUCCGUUUGAGGGUCUGAGGGCAUGGCUAACCUUGUCUGGCCUAUUUUUGCUAUCUCACUCUCCACAUAUCUUUCUCUCUGUAAGUUUAGAUGUUUCCGUCUUUUUCAUGCAUUGUCUCCGUCUGCACUUGUGUGGACACGCUCUCCUCCUCCCGAUCUAGCCCGGUCGAUGGGGGAGUGCUGAAAUGAUGAUACUCUGGCCGAGAUGUGCUGUCCGUGUCUGACUGCUUAGAUUCUGGAUGUGUCGUCAUCCCAUAAGUCUGUGCUCUAUCACAAUGCAGCAGCUGGAGGAGAAGGACUAAUUUGACCCGUUAAAUGUUUCCUGCCUAGGUGCCACUUAACGCCUCUGUCUAUACGGACGGGUUUUAUCUUGAAGGAAAAUUAAACUCCUUCAAACUACUGAUGUCUCAGAGCUCAAAUCCAUGUCACUAGUCCCAGCGGAGCAAAGUCAUUGUUUGACUCAAGACCUUCGUCUAUUGUAAAUAGUUUUACUAUACUUUCAAUUGGUAUUACCCAAAACUCAUGGUGCUAUCAUUGUGUUUGGUUUUAUUUUUAAUUUCCACUUAUCCCUCCUAAUUUAAGUAUGAUUUAUGUCAACAUGCAUUCCAACUGCUGAUAAACGUUUGGCUGAACAAAAUAUUUUGAGUAUUGUAUGUAGCUAAAAAAACAAAGGGAUGACUUUCUAUGUGUGUAUGACAUUUGAAAAAGAAUCUUGGGGCAGUUUUGUCUGUUCUGUUUGAAAAUGAUAUGGUAGCCACCCACUGAUAAUAACCAUUUAUAGAUUUUAGCCACAGAAAAAGAAACCCCUAAAGAAAUAUCUGUGCUGCUACUUGUGUAUAUAGAAACAAGAUUGAGAAGACUGGCUGUACAAAACCACUUCCUCAAUGCUAGCUUUUCUAUGCACUCUGUGCAUAACGCUUGCCUUUUGUUCAUUUUAGAUGCUCUGUAGUGACGAGCUGUAAUCUUGAAAACAAUUUUACUGGUCAUGUUUUUUGCAGUUUUCUUUUUGUCUUAAUGAAAUUUCUUAAGUUCACGAAGGACCAAAACCAAACCACCUAGAGGAAGCUGAGAGUGAGCCAUUUGGGUCACCCAAGAGCGGUUUCCUGUCCCACAGUGCCAUGUUGCAGAGCAGAAGGAAUGUCAGGGAUUUAAUGUACCUCGGCUUUAUCAUAGUGCCUUAUCCUUAAAUGCAGCUGUCCUUGUAGUCCUGACUGUGUGCUGUAGAGAGCCCACAGCCCCUCUGCAUUGUCCCAGCCACAGAUUUGGCUUUCUGGUGACUCGUGGCUGGAUUUGGGCUGGCUCAUCAGUGUUGAGACCAAGGGAUGCAGGCGCAGGCACAGACACACCUGUUGUUUUCUCUGGAUCAGCUCUACUAAGCUUAUUACUUAUCUGAAUCAUGGUCUUUAGCCUUGCUCCUGCCCUCACUCUGCCCUCUUGAGGCCUAUUCUUGCAUUAGCCUUUGUUAUUGGGUGAAGUGUGUGUGUGUGUGUUUGUGUGUGUGAACAAGGAUGCAUAGGUCUGCACUGUGUUUUUAUGUGCAUGUGUACAUGUGUAUAUAAGCCUGUGCGUCUGCGUGUGUGUGUGUGUCUGCGUGCUUGUAUGUAUGUGUUGGAACACAUCCAUCAGUCACCCUACCUCAAACCAGUGGUGCCAGCCCUUUGACGCGUGCAGCACAGUCACCAAACCUUAUUGCACACACACCACUGUACUGCACAAAUCUCAACGCGAUAGAGAAAAACUGCAUUGCUUUUCUCUCACCUCUGAUACAUUUUCACUUCAGUUUUUAGCCCAUAAAAUGCUUUCAUCCUUUGUUCCCUGUUUAAAGAUCAUCUUUGUACAGUGGACCAAAAGUAGAUAUUUUGUGAUAUUCAAAGAGAUAUAUAGAUAUAUAUAUGUAUAGUAUAUAUAAUGAUGAUACACUACAUAUAUUUGUUGCUUUUUAUGUGGUUGCUUUGAUUGUUUAUAUGUGAUCGUUUCUUUUGGUAGCUCCUCUGUAAUUAGUUCAUAGACUGUGAAAUGGGAACGGCAUGGGGACUAACUUCUGAUUCAUUAGACUACAUCUAUACUUGAACUGUUAUAGCCUUCUAUGUUGUGGAGAAUAUUGAGAUUAAUCCUCUAAAUAGGAACAUUUUGUUACUAAAAUUAUUUUUUGUUAUUGUUUUUUUUUUCAUGCUUGUCGAAAUGGUCUGCACCAUUUCUCUGCAGAAAUGUUUAUUUAUUGAUAUUUAUUGUUUUGGUUUUGGUUUAGAUGCUUACCCAUACGACAUAUUAUAAUUAUUAUAAUACUGAUGAGGAAUCAUGAAUUAUACCACUACUAAAGAACAGACCUACUGUACAGGAGGACCAGAAAGUUUUUUUUUUUUUUUUUUACCUUUUUGUAAGUCAUGUAUGUAGGGUUGAUGAAGGUUUUUUAAAAAAUGGUUGGCACUGUAUUUGCUGUUUUCACAGUCCUUUUUUAGGUUCUAUCACUAGUCCAAGAAUUCAUUUAGAUUCUAAAAAUACACACAGGAUCUUUGCCAUUUGUUUUUGGUUGUGCCUGUGUAGAUAGAAAACAUGCUCAGCAGUAAAGGAGGGUGGGCAAAUGCAAAUACUGCGCAUCAUGUAGGUUACUGGGUCAGUGGAAUCUCACAGAUGUUUCGUUAAAUAAGUUCCACAACACUGAGGAAUCUGAAAAGUAAGUUCUGGCAACCUCAAGACACAUUCCUCACUGAUUAAACCUAUGGUACACAUCCCAUACUGUAUCCUUACCCUCAUCCUGCUGGCUUGAAAUGUCUGACUUACCAGAUCUUGGAAUGGAGCGCACACUAAUCUGGCUUUCUUAUUAUGUUGCUUAAGGACAGUAAGAAAAGUCUGCAAGAAAAGGUCAAAGAACUUUAAGUAGCUGGAAGUCAAAGGCCUGAGGCAUUUUGUUUACAUCAGUCUGUGACUAUAAUGAGCUUGCAUGAUAGAUUGCUCCCUGACUCUUGGUAUUGAACUGUCGAAUGCAAGUUAAGAGAACACAGAGCAAGUAAUGUAAAUGUCCAAUAAAAAAAAUUAAUGGAUUUAAAACUUAAGUCCUAGAUCAUUUCUUGUACUUUCUCUAGAGCCAAACAUAAAUCUGUGUUCUCAUAGGAACUACCCCAUCCCCAGAAGCUCCCUUGACUAAGUGAAACACUUAUGGAAAUUUUGAGAAUGUAGUUGUAAAAAGUGACAGGGUUCUGUCUGUGAAAAUUGUAAAUCUGGGUAGUGUGUACCAGUUAGAAAUGAAGGUUUUGCAGGAUACUUUUUACCUUUUCUCUCACUGAAUUAUUAUUUUAUUUUCUUGUAACAUGUGAAUCUCAGCUCCCUUGUCAUAUAAACUACAACACUGAAGAUGUAAACUUGUAUUAUUUUGUGCCUGAAGUGAAAAUGAAUUAUAAAAUGUUUUCUUUAAAUCUUAAUUGUGUCCUUUCUGGUCUUGCACGACUACCAUGUGCUGCUAGAAACAGUUUUUUGUUAAUUUCUUUUUUUUUUUGUCCGUUUUUACUUUUACAUUACAUGCUGGACUGCAUCUCAAAGCCUGCCUGGUCUACCCUGGACUGAUGCUAAUGCUGCCAACACAACAGUAACUUUAUUUCUCGGUGUCUUUUCAAUUGAGAAGCAAGAUUGUUUUUGUAACAGCUGUUUGCAAAUGAGCCCGUUUCCAACCAGAAAAUGUUUGAAAAAAAAAAAAAAGAAAGAAGAAAGGAAAAAAAAAGACAUAAGCUAUUCCUUAACUUGUCAUAGGAGCGAAUGCUAAGAGAUGCCUCUUUACCUGGACAAAAUGGCAGCUUCACUGACCCAUAGCAGACUCCAGUGCCUUUAAUUUCGCCCCGGCCAGAGCAGAUGGCCUGGGUGACUAUUGGGUCUCUGGUGGGCUCCAGAUCGAGGCUAUCAGAGCAGACAUUUCAUUGCACAGGUGCUGCCACUAAGAAGACACCAGAGUUGAGGAAGCAUAAAGACCUGUCCUCAGACUGGACUAUUUAUUAUUUACUGGAUGUGACGCCACACACACAUACACACACACACCACACACUCAUACUUAGUAGUUUACACAUGGUAGAUUAUCUGCAUAUGGCUUUUUAUUGUAUAGAACUGGUAAAUGAACAAGGAGUUACUGUAAGUAAAAUGCUCUCUUGUUUUGUUUUCUCAUGAUCGUGAUUUCUUUUGUCAAAUGAUAUUUUCUGAAUGCUGUGACCUGUUUGAGAUUUGUAUUUGGAUGUUUUCAAGUGCCAUUUGACAGUCUAGUGAGUCGUGGCCAUCUGUAGCACGCUCUAAUGCAAGCACAAGCAUUUGGCAGUGGCAUUUGGGGAAGGUUUUUAUUUUGAUUCACCCUAGACAAAAAUAUGUAUAUAUCAAAAACUGAAAAGUAUAUUUAUUUGUGUCCUAAUUAUUUGAUUUGUUCUUUUGGUGAACAUUUUAUCUGUUAUGUUGGCUAAAGUGCUUUUGUGAUUUCUUUUUCCAAUUUUUUUUUGAGGAGGGGUGGGGAUAAUGUAUAGUAUCUGAUAUAAUAUAAACACAAAUUUCAUGUGACUUUCUUUUUGUGUGCCAUUAAGUUUUCUUCUCAAAUUGGCAAGCAAACCAAUGCGUGUAGGGUGAUUUGUAUUGUGUAUUUUACAUAAAAAACGAGGACAAUUGGGGGACUUUUAUAUUUAUAAAGACAUUAUCAUUUAGUGUGUCGUAUUGAUGAAUAUAGAAACUAUUAAAGACACAUGUAGUUUGGUUUUCUGAAUAUUUCAGAUCUCAGCUCAGGCUAGCUUCUUAGUGUUGUUUUCUUAAAAUUUGUGACUUGUCUUUGCAGUAAUAAACGUUUUCUUGUUGAAAA